AUGGCUCGGGAGUGCCCCAACAAGAAAGACGGGGACCCCGGCGAUAUAAGCUGGAAGAAAGGCAAUAACGCAGCCAAGCGGUUCAUGGCGCGGGAACGCAAGGCGAACAUGAAAGCGAAGCAAAUGAAGACGUCCCCACUGCCUUCCAUGGAUGAUGAUGGACGUUGGGUUCGGCUGAACAACGUACUGGAAGUUCCCUACUGCCCGGACACCGGAGCAGACCAGAACAUCAUGCCAAACGCCAUGGUUGACGAACUUCAAGUGUUACAGCCCCAGCUUCAAGUUGUCAAGUUGGCGGCGCCAUUCGUGGGAACAGCGUGCAGCCAGAUGCCAUUCGAAGCGAGUUCCUAUACGACCGCUGGGCCAGUCAAGGAGCCAGGCAAACGCCGCUACUACGUGGUCGAUGAAGGAGAUGAAUUUCUAGUCUCGAACGAUACCCUCAACACCAUUGGUAUUGACAUGGCGCGCCUACAAGUGGAUGAUGAUGGUGACGACCUGGAAGUAGUUGGUGGCGAUUGCGUGGAAUUGCCCCAGCGAUCGGCCGUUCGAGCUGCGUCCUUGAAAGCGGCGCUACCUGUAGCCAAGAAUCGAGGAAACCCUGAAGGCAUGAUCGACAGCGCUUCGACCGACAAGUGGAGCGAAGAUGACGUGCUCAAGUACUACCGUCUGACCAACGACUAUCGCGUCGUGAACUCGUUAACCGAGCCAAAGGCGGGAACCAUGCCCUUCCAAGCUACCAUUCUCCAGAACCUGCGUGGCAAGAAAGCAAUGGGCGUGUUCGAUCUGCCCAAGUGCUUUUGGCAGUUCUCGCUGCACCCAGACAGCAAGGACAUGUGUCCAACGAACGAGGAAUGUUACAAGGACCUGCUCUACAAGAACCUGCUCAUCUGGAUCGACGACAUAUUUGUGUACGCCGCCGCAGUGGAAGAGUAUGUGGUUUCCCUCGAGUUUUUCUUCGAUCGAGUGGCCCAGUACGGUGGUGUGGACGCAUCAUCAGCGGAUGGCGUCAAGAAAUACCAUGAACGCAUUGAGCAUCUGUGUGCGAUCUUCUACCCUACUAAUGCGGGCGAAUUGCAACAGUUUGUGUACCCCGUGAGCUGGCAGUGGGACUCGAUGACCGAGUGCGCACAGACAGUCGACCCUCUGCAGCAGUGUCUGACGAAGGCCUUCGAAGGCAAGGGCAAGAAGAAGCGGAUCGCGUUUGGUGUUCAACUGGAACUUACCGACGCCGAGAAGCAAGCGUUUGACGCUGUAAAGUCCAAGCUACGAUCAUCGGUGGAGCUGUCUCACCCACGUGAUGACGCGACGAUGUGUCUCUUUACGGAUGCGAGUGACUAUGGAUGGUCGAUUGUGGUAACCCAAGUGGUUGGCAUUCGACGACGACAGCCCAUUCCAAAGGGCGUGGUCAGUCAUCGAGAAGGAGGCCUACCCUAUUGCGUGUGCGUGCGAGAAGCUUAA
Molecule: messenger RNA, 1458 nt
Organism: Aphanomyces astaci
Lineage: Eukaryota; Oomycota; Saprolegniomycetes; Saprolegniales; Verrucalvaceae
Exons: 6
Coding region: 1-1458 (485 amino acids)
Source: RefSeq, a predicted model, not a curated record